GCAGAAGCGGAGAGGCGAAGCUAGCUAGGCCAACCAACAGAGACACAGAGACAGCCCGGCCGUCGCCAUGGAUCGCAUGCACAGUCGAGGUAAGGGAAUUUCUGCUUCAGCUCUUCCGUACAAGAGGACUCCUCCGAGCUGGUUGAAGAUCUCUUCCCAGGAUUAAGCAAAUUUCUGCUUCAGCUCUUCCGUACAAGAGGACUCCUCCUAGCUGGUUGAAGAUCUUCUCCCAGGAUGAACCUUUACUUGAUCAUAAGUGGUGGGGUGUUAUUAUAUCAGGGAGCAUGUUUUCACAAGAAAUAAAGUUCAAGGUCGUCACCCACCGAGCAGGCUGUGGAAGGGAAAGUUCUUCUAUACAAUUGGCAGAUUCAUUCAUGUGGGCGUCUUUGACGUACAGCAGCACAAGAAUUCUGCGCUACUGGCCUCUUCUCCUUCCACGUGUCCCUUCUCCUCCUCCUCUUCCUCUUCUCGCCAUUGCUCCUUCUUUCACUUCUAUGGACAACAAUGCUAAUACCAGCAGCACCAACACUUCUUCAUUCGCCUCCUUUGCUCGCUCCAACACAAGUGGUGGUAGAGGAAGAGACUUGGAGAUGAAAAAUGAUAGACAGAGAUUGGGAGGUUGUGGAAGUGGAAGUGGUGGCGGUGGCAGUGGCGGAGGCGGCGGUAAAGAUAAGAUUGACACACUUGGUAGAUUAUUGACACGAAUUUUGCGCCAUAUGGCUUCUGAACUGAAUCUGCAUAUGCGGAGUGAUGGGUACGUGAAGGUUAAUGAUCUCUUAAAGCUCAAUUUGAAGACGUUUGCCAAUAUCCCAUUAAGAUCACAUACUGUUGAUGAAAUUAGGGAGGCGGUCUGCAGAGAUAACAAGCAGAGGUUUAGCCUCCUGGAAGAAAAUGGAGAGCUUUUAAUACGCGCAAACCAAGGUCACACGAUAACGGCAGUUGAAUCUGAAAGACUAUUAAAGCCCAUUCUUUCAGCUGAUGAAAUUCCAGUGUGUGUACAUGGAACUUAUAAGAAGAAUUUGGAAUCCAUAUUAGAGUCUGGUCUAAAACGCAUGAAAAGAUUACAUGUGCACUUCUCUUGCGGCUUGCCGAUGGAUGGUGAAGUGAUUAGUGGCAUGAGACGAGAUGUAAAUGUCUUGAUAUUUCUUGACGUCAAAAAAGCUUUGGAAGAGGGAAUGAAGCUCUACGUCUCCGACAACAAAGUAAUACUGACUGAGGGUUUUGAUGGUGUUAUACCUGUCAAGUACUUCAAAAAGAUAGAUUCAUGGCCGUCUAGACAACCUAUUCCUUUUUGAGCUAUUGGGUUUGACCAAGAAUGGUUGUUUUGUUUUCCCUUUUUCUCUUCGUUUUGGUCCCCCGGAAUGGUCACUUGAUUAACUUUGGGACGAUGAAAUAAGCUGGUUCCAUUUUUCCAUCAUAGAUGUAUAUUUAGCUCUUGAAUUACAUAAUUUAUGCCUCCUUAUCAAUGUGGCAUGGAAUUUGAUAUUGUUGCCUUGGAAGUA
Molecule: messenger RNA, 1502 nt
Organism: Morus notabilis
Lineage: Eukaryota; Viridiplantae; Streptophyta; Magnoliopsida; Rosales; Moraceae
Product: tRNA 2'-phosphotransferase 1
Exons: 12
Coding region: 285-1295 (336 amino acids)
Biological process (GO): tRNA splicing, via endonucleolytic cleavage and ligation
Molecular function (GO): tRNA 2'-phosphotransferase activity
Source: RefSeq, a predicted model, not a curated record